ACACUAUAAAUACCACCUCCAAACGCUAGGGUUUCUCUCUGCUCUCUUCCCCCUCUUCAGAUCUCCAAGCUCCAACUCAUCAUCAUCAGCAAUGAUUAUUACGAAGAAGAACCGCGAUGAGAUCUGCAAGUACCUCUUCCAAGAGGGGGUUUUGUAUGCAAAGAAAGACUAUAACCUCGCGAAGCACCCAUUGAUCGAUGUGCCAAACCUGCAGGUAAUCAAAUUGAUGCAGAGUUUUAAAUCUCGGGAGUACGUGAGAGAGACAUUCUCAUGGGAACACUAUUAUUGGUUCCUUACUAAUGAUGGGAUCGAGCAUCUUCGAACUUAUUUGAAUCUUCCAUCUGAAAUCGUUCCUGCUACAUUGAAGAAGGCUCAGAAGGGGCCACCGAGGCCUUUUGGAUCUGGGCCUCCUGGUGAUCGCCCAAGGGGUUCACGCUUUGAAGGUGAGAGGAGGUUUGGAGAUAGGGACGGGUACAGAGGAGGUCCUCGAGGCGGCGGUGAUUUUGGUGGUGACAAAGGCGGAGCUCCUGCUGAGUACAAUCCCUCGUUUAGGGGUUCUGGUGGUAGACCUGGGUUUGGCCGUGGCGGCGGCGGUUUUGGUGGUCCUGCACCAUCUAUGGAGUAGAUUUACCUACUGCAUGUCAUAUGCAUUUCUCCAAAAUUUUGUAUUAGGAUCUUCUUUUAUUUUUGGAAGAAUUAAUGUUUGCCCUAUUCUGCAAACUUGUUUGCUUAAUGUUUUCGCCAUCUUUGACUUUCUCAGUUUUGUAGCUCAUCCUCUGUUGAUGGAUGCCUUCUUUUGCUAUUGCUAGUGAGGUAUGGCGUCCAAAAUGAGUAUCAAGCUGACAUUCAUCCAAUUUGUUUCUUCUCCCAAAUCCUUUUGGCGUUUGAUAGUCUAAUUUAGAGAUCCAGCAUUAGCUUAUA
This is a messenger RNA of Asparagus officinalis (garden asparagus), 921 nucleotides long. RefSeq names its product 40S ribosomal protein S10-1-like. The record is from RefSeq and is a predicted model, not a curated record. Gene Ontology annotation, cellular component: cytosolic small ribosomal subunit. Gene Ontology annotation, molecular function: structural constituent of ribosome; RNA binding. The transcript is spliced from 5 exons. Bases 92 to 625 code for a protein of 177 amino acids. Lineage: Eukaryota; Viridiplantae; Streptophyta; Magnoliopsida; Asparagales; Asparagaceae.